GUAGUUGCUGCAUUGAAGUCUUUGGUAGGUUUUCCGAAAAGGAGGGGUUGGGACGUAUUUUGUUUCUAUAUUUAUAUUUACCACAGUAUUAAAUGUCUCAUCAGACGGGGAUACGCGCAAAUGACGCCCUCAAAAAGUUUUUUGGAAAAUGCAAAGGGGGAAAUAUUCGUGUAUUUAAGGUCUCUAUAGAGAAUGAGCAACUCUCUUUGGCAAAAUUUAAAGAGGCAGUUGGAUCAUGGCAAGAAGAUUUUGACAACUGUAUUCUUCCUCUUGUCGAAGAUGAGCAGCCAUCAUACAUAUUAUACAGGUUGGACUCAAAAAAUACAUCUGGCUAUGAAUGGUUACUUAUUAGCUGGUCACCAGACAACUCUCCUAUCCGCCAGAAGAUGCUUUAUGCAUCAACAAAAGCCACACUUAAACAAGAAUUCGGUAGUGGACAGAUAAAAGAAGAACUUCAUGGUACAACUUUGGAAGACAUUACAUUAAAUGGCUUUAUGCGUCAUAAACAAGCUGCAAAGGAACCAGCCCCUUUGACAACAGCCGAAGAAGAAUUAGCAGAACUCAAACGCACUGAAGUUGGUGUUAGUGUUGAUGCCAGACACCAGACUUUGUCAGGAGUCGCCUUUCCUAUCACAAAAGAAGCUCGGCAAGCCAUUUGUGGAAUGCUUGAUGACACAUACAACUAUGUACAGUUAAGGAUAGAUCUCAAUGAAGAAAAGAUACAUCUUGCCAGUGCUGGAAAUGUUCCUGUAGCUAAAUUAAGCCAGAAAGUUCCUACUGAUAGUGCCCGCUAUCACUUAUAUAAUUUCAAGCACACUCAUGAAGGUGAUUACAUGGAAACCAUAGUGUUCAUAUAUUCAAUGCCAGGGUACUCGUGUUCAAUAAAGGAGAGAAUGUUGUAUUCAAGCUGCAAAGGUCCUCUCCUGGAAACGAUUGAGACAGAAAUUGGUCUCUCAGUUACAAAAAAGAUGGAAAUAGAUGGUGGAGAUGAGCUCACAGAAGCUGCAUUGUAUGAUGCAAUUCAUCCAAAAACAAAUCUUCACCAGCCAAAAUUUGCAAAACCAAAGGGCCCACCAAAUCGCGGAGCUAAGAGAUUAACUCGAACCCAGCAAGCUGAGUAACAUUCACAUCGGGCAGCAUGGUUAUGCUGCCUGUCAGGAAGUGAUGGUUCUGCUGGACCACAUGAAGUGUGAAAGUGGACAUGGUUGAACUGCUUUAAAACUAUCAUGCUAAUAUUUGCGGAAAAGCCUUGAAAAAAUAUUUUUUUCUGUGAACAGUAUUUUUGAUAAUGUAACAAGCUGAUUACGUAUAAAAUAUUUGUGUGUGUGAAUGUAAUGAUGCAUAUAUUUCUGUGAUAUUAUUCAGAAGGCACUAAAGUAAAUUAUGAUUGCAAUUAUUCUCCUUAUGGGAACAUCAGUAUGUUAAUACUGAAUAAAAUAUAAUAGUGGUACCUUAUUUAUUAUGUAAAUAUUUAAGCUUUUAAACUUUCUUUAUAAAUAUUUUAUCAGUCUUUAAAGAUAGGCAAAAAGUUAUAUUUAUUAUAUUGUAGCUUCUGCUUUAUUCAAAAUAAAACUGUUUCUGAAGAAAAAAUAUCCUUUCAUUAUAAAAUAUUUGGUAUGAUCCAUUGCAUGAUUUUAUUGUGAUUCAUUGCAUUAUUGUAUCAUCAUGUCUUCUGUUCAGAAACAUUUUUAGGAAGUAACUGCUCUUUAUUAGAAAGUGUACAGAGAUAAGAGAAAAAUGGGAAUACAAUAAUGCUGUCAAAGCUUUGGUUCGUAAUGUAAUGUGUAUCCAUCAGCUUGUGACGCAUCUGGCCCACUGUUCUUUCCAUGAUGUAAAUGCACUUUGGUAAAAUUCUGGGGAUUGAGUUUUACACCAGGAAAUAAGGUCUUUCUCGCUACCAAAUGUCUUGCCGCACAGGUGGACCUUCAGACGACCAAAGAGGUAAAAAUCAGACGGAUCCAAGUCUGGACUGUGGGGAGGAUGAGGAACAAUUU
Messenger RNA from Schistocerca gregaria, 1994 nucleotides. It is a transcript of the gene twf, whose product is annotated as twinfilin. Gene Ontology annotation, cellular component: actin filament; cytoplasm; myofibril. NCBI's taxonomy places the organism in Eukaryota, Metazoa, Arthropoda, Insecta, Orthoptera, Acrididae. The record is from RefSeq and is a predicted model, not a curated record. The coding region runs from base 93 to 1121 and encodes 342 amino acids. Gene Ontology annotation, molecular function: actin filament binding; actin monomer binding. Gene Ontology annotation, biological process: regulation of lamellipodium assembly; positive regulation of neuron projection development; actin filament depolymerization. The transcript has 8 exons.